AUGGGGAAGAACUCUAGUUUAGAAUCUCGAGAAAGCACUGCAUUACUUGUAACGAGUAUGAUUUGUAAUGAUACUUGUAUAUCAAACUUGUGGUCACUGGAAACGAUCGGUAUACUGGAUCCAUCUGAGAAGAAAACGCAAGAUGAACUGCAUGCAGCAGCUAAAGAAAAUUUUUUGAGAACUGUUAGAAUAGACGAUGAAGGAAGGUUUAUCGUUGAUUUGCCUUGGUUGAGUGAACAUUCCCCUCUGCCUGAAAACUUUGAAUUGGCUUUGAAGAGACUGAACAACACAGUAAAGAACUUAAAAGCGAAAAAUCUGUAUGAGGAUUAUGACCUGGUCUUCAAAGAAUGGGAAAAGGAGGGAAUAAUUGAAGAGGUUCCUUAUAAUGAAAUUCAGGAACCAUCGCAUUAUUUACCACAUCGGCCUGUUGUCAAAGAAAAUAGGACGACUCGCAUUAGGCCAGUAUUCGAUGCUUCCGCUAAUUCGAGAUCUUCACCAAGUCUAAAUGACUGCCUUGAAAAGGGUAUGAACCUUAUUGAAUUCAUUCCAUCAAUAUUAACACGCUUUCGUAUGUAUAAAAUAGGGGUUACUGCUGAUAUAUGUAAAGCGUUUCUGCAAAUCCGUGUAUCUGAAAGGGAGAAAAAUUAUCUGAGAUUCCUCUGGUACAACGAUAAGUCUGAGCUAAAGUAUUUCAGGCACUGUCGUGUAAUAUUCAGUGCUUCGUGUAGCCCUUUUUUACUCGGAUCUGUGGUUCAGUAUCAUUUAGAAUCAGCACUAGAAGAAGCACGAGUUGAGUCAUCGAAAUAUCCCGUUGAAACUGUAGAAGAACUUGCUAACAGUUUUUAUGUGGACAAUUGUCUUGUUAGCGUAAAGGAUGAAGUUCAGUUGCAUAAAUUUAUGCAAGCGGCUACAGAAAUAUUAAUGGAAAGAAAAUUUGAAUUACGAGGGUGGGAGUACUCGGAUUCCCGCUGUCAAGUUUCAGAACCCACGAAUGUGCUAGGAAUGAUGUGGGACCGUGGAAAUGAUACCCUCAGUUUAAAGUUAUCACAUGAUACUGAUACCUCUUCGAUGAAAAUAUCUAAGAGGUCAAUUUUAUCUGCUGCACAUAAAACGUUUGAUCCUUUAGGCAUAGCCUGUCCGGUUACUUUACUGCCAAAACUUUUGCUGCAGAGGUUAUGGGAAUGCAAAUUAACAUGGGAUCAAGAAGUAGAUACAAAUACUGAAGAAGAAUUCUUGAAAUGGUUGAAAAAUUUGGAGACUUUGAAAGAAUUGAAGAUAACUAGAUGGUUGCAAUGCGAAAACGUAAUUUAUAGUUUACAUUUUUUCUGCGACGCUAGUAAGUCUGCCUAUUCAGCUGUUGUUUUUAUAAAAAUUUGUUUGAAUGAUUCAGUAGCUGUUCAUCUGCUAAGAGCCAAAUCUCGGAUUGCACCUUGUGAAAAGAAAGAGACGACUAUAGCAAGAUUAGAGCUUCUUGGAGCCACAAUUUUAGCACGUCUUUCUGUAGAAGUUCUGAAAGAAUUCAAAAAAGAGAAAAUUGUGUUUUGGACUGAUUCUACUACAGUUCUUUCAUGGUUGAGAAGAGAAGGGCCGUGGGGAGUGUUUGUACAAAACCGAGUGCAGGAAAUUAGAUCCUUGACUCCUUUGAAUGCAUGGCGGUUCGUACCAGGGUCACUAAAUCCAGCAGAUCUUCCGAGUAGAGGUUGCUCUGCUCGCCAACUUCUUUCAUCAAAAUGGUGGGAAGGUCCGCAAUGGUUGUAUUUCCCAUCGGAAGAAUGGCCUAAAGACGAAUGUUGUGCUGAUGAAGAAGAAAUUCUAAGUGAAAGAAAGAGAGACGUGGUAUCAUCUAUGGUCAAAGCGCAAUGUACAGAUAACAUUGUAAGUGACCGAUUUUCAAGUUAUACGAUGACAGUCAGAACAAUUGGAUGGAUCUAUAGAUUUUAUCACAAUAUUUCCAGUCAGAGUAAGAGAGUAGGAGAGUUGACAACUGAUGAGUACAACAGAGCUGAAAUUGCACUUAUUAGGCAAAUACAGUCAGAGCAAUUUCAUGAAGAUAAUCGUUUGAAGAAGCUGCAAACAUUCAAAGAUAAGUAUGGAUUACUGCGAUUACAAACAAGAUUGUUUGAUUGCGAGGAAACAGAAGAGUUUAAGAAUCCUAUUCUGUUACCUUCAAAACAUAAAGCGGUAUUGAAAAUGGUGACUGAAGAACAUAAAAAAUCUUUCCACGCAGGACUGUCUACUUUAUUAGUGAGAUUAAGAGAAAAAUAUUGGAUAUUAGGCGUCAGGAAGUUAGCUAAGCAAGUGAUUUCUAACUGUGUUAUAUGUAAACGUCAUACAGCUAAACCUCUGGAAGUGCCAUUCGCCCCAUUACCAAGAGACAGAGUCACCCAUGCAGGUGUUUUUGAAGUUUCCGGAGCUGAUUAUGCCGGGCCUUUGUAUUUGCGAUCAGGAGAAAAGGCCUGGGUCAUUUUAUUUACAUGUGCGGUUUACCGAGCUGUACAUUUUGAGCUAGUUAAGUCAAUGUCAACAGAGUCAUUCAUCUUAGCAUUAAGACGAUUCGUAGCUCGAAGAGGAAGAAUUGCUGUUCUCUACACCGACAACGGCAUGAGUUUUGUUGGAACGAACAAUGUGCUAAAGACGCUCGACUGGAAUAAAAUAAGCUCUUAUUCCACCACAAGACAGAUUUCUUGGAAGUUCAUUCCACCAACCGCUGCCUGGUGGGGUGGUUGGUGGGAGCGCAUGGGGUUAGGAUGCUGA
Molecule: messenger RNA, 2754 nt
Organism: Uloborus diversus
Lineage: Eukaryota; Metazoa; Arthropoda; Arachnida; Araneae; Uloboridae
Exons: 1
Coding region: 1-2754 (917 amino acids)
Molecular function (GO): nucleic acid binding
Source: RefSeq, a predicted model, not a curated record